Molecule: messenger RNA, 3609 nt
Organism: Chaetomium globosum CBS 148.51
Lineage: Eukaryota; Fungi; Ascomycota; Sordariomycetes; Sordariales; Chaetomiaceae
Exons: 3
Coding region: 1-3609 (1202 amino acids)
Biological process (GO): phosphatidylinositol dephosphorylation
Molecular function (GO): phosphatidylinositol-4,5-bisphosphate 5-phosphatase activity; protein binding
Source: RefSeq, a predicted model, not a curated record
AUGGAUCCAGUGCCAAAAGAUGGGCCUGAUGGCUCAUCCCUCAGACCCGUGUCCUCGCUUUUAGCCAAAUUCGAAAACCUAAACAAGACCGAAACUCCCACCAAUCCACAAACCGGGACCUCUUCAAGAACGGCAUCACCUGGCCCGGCGCCGGCAACAGCACCGAAGCCCGUGCGACUCCGAGAACGGGACCCGAGCCCCUCGGCGGCCCGAGAACCACCCCCUGUUCCGACACCUCGCCCGAAAGAGAGGCUGAACGUCUCUAACAUAAACCCGGCCGCCGCGAAUGUUGGCCUCUCAACAUCCCCUACCCGACCGCUUCCUCCACCCAUCAGCCCACGACCCGGCCACCCCCCAUCGCUUACCAUCGAACCUCCCCAUUCCCCGCCUAAGAGGGGCGUGGGAAUACCAACAGGAGACCGUCCGGCCUUUGUGAAUACCGACUCCCUAAUCAAAUCCCCCACGGCGGCGACAGGAACAAAACAGUUCGGGGGCCGUCCUCGGACGCCCGUCCACGAAUCCGGUGUCUCGGCCCGUCCUACACCUGCUAAACCGCCAUCCCCCCCUCCCCCUCGACGGUCCGGGGAGCUCAGACGAGACCGAGAGAACAAGGAUGUUGGCAGGCCUGCGAUUCCACCCCCGGUCAACCGGGCUGAGAAACCGCUGAUAGGGGCAGCUCGCUUCUCGCUCUUUUCGCAGCCCAGCUCACCCGCUCAUAUACCGAACCGCCCAAGCGACAAGAUCUCCCCCUUCGGCAGUCCGCCGAGUAGUAAUGGGACCACUGAGGAGGAUGCUCCCCCCGCGUUGCCCACACGUCGGAAAACGGAACUGGAACGGCCACAGCGGUCCGGUGCAACGUCUCACGCAGCCAGCGAUCCAUUCGAAGCACCGCCGCUUCAUCAUUCGCUGGCCGCCAGGAGGUUCGACGGAGAUGGCGUUAAUGGUAGGGCAGGAGAUCCGCUCACGCCCCAACUCACUGGCGACCAACCGCCCGCGCUACCGGCGAGACCGCGGAGUUUCAUAGACUCUUCCCGUACUGUGCAUGCGGUUUCAGCCCCGCCACGGCCACCUCGGCCGGCGCUGAAUACCAACCAUCCUCACGAAAUCGGCACAGCUGGCGCCGCCGCGCAGAAACGAGUCGCGUCAACACCCACGGCGCAUGCUCCGCCCACUAUCCCUAGGCUCAAUGGUAGGUCCAUGACCAUGGGGGUGGAGCGGAUGUCGAGUCGGGUUGUCAACGAUUUGCGCGCCCCGGCUACACCAACUACCCCGAUUGAGCACCGGUCUUUGGACACCCUGGCGGGGAGCUCCAGGGGCGACGUCUCUGCGCCGGUUAUCACGGCCUACCCAGAUACUUCGAGAACAAACCGGAGCAAACCUUACAUGAACAAGGGCGUACACGAGAUUCCUACCAACUACGACAGUCGGGUGUUCGAUGUCUGCGGCCCAUUCGUUUGCGCAACCGGCACGUACACGAGGGCCUGGAGUGUGCAAGACGGCGAGUUGAUAAUGAGCUUGGCCAUGGGCGAAGGCUUGAAGGGGACGGCCGUGAUAUUCAAGCCGGGCGAAAACGUGGAUGAGGAAGGCAAGCGGAUCUGGGUCGGCAAUAAUCACGGCGAGCUGCUGGAGGCCGAUGUCCAGUCGCAAGCCAUCCUGAACCAGAAGCCGGGCGCCCAUGGCCGAUACGAGAUCAUCAAGAUUUAUAGGCACUUUAACGAGUUGUGGACUCUGGAUGAGAGCGGCACGCUGCAUGUCUGGGGCCCCGACGAAAAUGGUGUCCCAAACCUGUCUCUGGGCCCUUCGCAAUCCUUCCGUGUACCGAAAGGACACCUGUUUUCGAUGGUUGUCGGCGACGAACUGUGGUACGCAACCGGCAAGGAGAUACGGGUUUUCCUGCCGACCUUGGACGGGAGAACACAAUUUCAGGUCUUGAUACGGCCGCUUAUCCAAGAUAGCGCCGGCGAAGUCACCUCGGGCGCCAUCCUGGCGUCGGAACCGGACAAGGUCUACUUUGGGCACAGCGACGGGAAAGUGAGCAUUUACUCGAGGAAGGACUAUUCCUGCCUCGGGGUGAUGAAUGUCAGCCAGUACAAGAUCAAUUCGCUCGCCGGGGUGGGCCGGUACAUGUGGGCCGGCUUCAACACGGGCAAAAUGACGGUGUUCGACAUGGAGCAGACGCCGUGGGCUCUCAAGAAGGACUGGCAGGCACAUAAGAACCCCGUGGUCAGGGUCGCCGUCGACCGUUCCAGCUUCUACAAGCUCGACCGGUGCCAGGUGGUGUCGCUGGGCGCAGACAACAUUUUGCGUACUUGGGACGGGAUGCUCCAGGAAGACUGGCUGGAGGGUGAGAUGAAGCUCAAAGACGUCGAGUACUGCAGCUUCGAGAAGAUCAAAGCGUUGGUAUUGACGUGGAACGCGGGCGCCUCGACGCCCCAUAGCCUGCGCUAUUCCGAGUCCGACGCGACCUUUGUUCGCGAUCUCUUGCAGAGCAGCGACUCGCCCGAUAUCAUUGUCUUUGGGUUCCAAGAACUCGUGGAUCUCGAGGACAAGACGGCCACGGCGAAACGCUUCCUCAAGCCCAAGAAAAAGGAGGGCUCAGACCAGGAGCGCAUGAGCCACCAAUACCGCGACUGGAAGAAGUUCCUCGCGCAGAGCCUGGACGACCACAUGUCCAGCGGCGGGCUUUACCACGUUCUCCACUCGGCGCCCCUCGUGGGACUCUUUACAUGCAUCUUCGUCAAGGCCGACCUCCGCGAGCGCAUCAGUAACUUGAGCAGCGCCGAGGUCAAGCGUGGCAUGGGCGGCCUGCACGGCAACAAGGGCGCUAUCGUGAUCCGGUUCAUGGUCGACGACACCUCCCUGUGCUUUAUCAACUGCCAUCUCGCGGCAGGCCAGACGUCGGCCAACGCGCGGCACAACGACAUCGCGGCGAUCCUUGAAACACCGCUGCUCCCACCGCAGCGCGACCCGGGGAUCCGCGUCGACAGCUUCGUCGGCGGCGGCGACGGCUCCCUGAUCCUCGACCACGAGCUGUGCCUGCUCAACGGCGACCUCAACUACCGCAUCGACACCAUGAGCCGCGACACGGUCGUCGCCGCGGUCAAGGCCGGCAACCUCGCCAAGCUGCUCGAGCGCGACCAGCUACUCGUCGCGCGGCGCCGCAACCCGGCGUUCCGGCUGCGGGCCUUCGAGGAGCAGCCGAUUGCGUUCGCGCCCACGUACAAGUACGACGUCGGCACCGACACGUACGACACGAGCGAGAAGCGGCGGAGCCCGGCCUGGUGCGACCGCCUGCUGUACCGCUGCGGCGGCGGGCGCGGCCGCAUCGAGCAGCUCGACUACCGGCGCCACGAGGUGCGCGUCUCGGACCACAGGCCCGUCAGCGGCCGCUUCCGCUUUCAAGUCAAGCGCAUCGACCCCAAGCGCAGGGCCGUCGCGUGGAUGGAGUGUCAGCAGCGCUGGGAGGAUCAGAGGGGGAGGGAAGGCGAGGGGGAGAAGAUGUUUUACUUGACCAGGGUAAUCGGCUACGACCAGGCAACCGCCCAGCGACUUAUUAAUGAGCGGGCUUCGAGGAGAGUGCAUCGGAGCCCCAGCAGGCAUCGGGAAUGA